Molecule: messenger RNA, 1392 nt
Organism: Drepanopeziza brunnea f. sp. 'multigermtubi' MB_m1
Lineage: Eukaryota; Fungi; Ascomycota; Leotiomycetes; Helotiales; Drepanopezizaceae
Source: RefSeq, a predicted model, not a curated record
AUGGCCAGUCUCAUGGGCAGUGACGUCACUCCCAGCGGACUCAGAUUUCAGUUCAACGAUCGCAUUCGGCCUGUUGGCAAUCGAAUGGUGGAGAUGAGAGCCGCUGGAGAGGACGCGAAGCAUCUCAACCUGGACGGCCUGUACAGCGCCAAGGGCAGCAAGAGGGCCACGGAGACUGCUCGUGUCUUCGGCACUGAUGCCACCCCCAAGGCCAUCACCCAUCAAGUCGCUGCCAUGAAGCUUCUCGGCAAGAAGCAGGUCGAGAUGUUAGCUAGUGAAAUCAGUAACUACUUCGGAAGCGACAGCACCGGAGGCGGCAUUGGCUUCCAGUUCCGCGCCAUCAAACAUUAUGCCAAGCUUCAGAAGGAGUGUUUCGAUGCCGGCCUCGAUCCUUUGACCCUAAACAUUGGAGCAGGCGGCGUCACCAGUGGUGGCAAAAACAGCUUUCUGGAGAUGGCCCGAGUUAUGGGUAGCGAUACCACCGGUCACCAGCUGGAGUGGCAGUUCCUCCGCUUCAAGGCUGGUGCGCGCAGCCAGAUGUUCUAUCCUGGCUCUGGCAGAGAUCCCAAGAAUGCGCCAGGUGGCUUCAAUCCCUUUGGGGUCAUCCAGUGCAGCAUCCACGAUGAUCCUCAUACAAUGGCAGUUCUCCUUCACGAUGGAACGACUGCUGCGGCAAUCGAGCAUCAGUUUCGGCCUCUGAGAAAGGGUGCCGAUGCUAUGAAAGCUGCAAUGGCUGUCCGACUCAACGACGGCACCUCAGAGUACGCUCUGCAGCAUGCCUUCAGACCCAUCAAGAAGCAAGCUGCGGCUAUGAACGCUGGUAGCCUUAUCUCUACACACAAUCUACACGCGGCUCGACCUCCAGUUCCUACCACACCGUUUCCUUGGGUCGAUUUUUCUUACCGUCAUCCCCGUCAACAACAACCGUCAUCUGAUCCAGAAGAAACAUUUGCUAACGGGUGUAUUCUGAUAGCUGUCGCUGGUGAGGACGGCGGUUCCGCUCGCAAGACCCCAUCCAAGCCCCGCACUCCUGCCAAGAAGUCAGCAAAGAGCAUGAAGUUGGACAACGAUGAUGAUGAGGACGAUGAGGAGGAGGUUGAGACCCCCACUAAGAAGUCUGCUUUGCACAAGACCAAGGGUGGCCGAGUCCAGAAGAAAUCAACUCCCAAGCGUGCUGCCGCCGCCAAGGCUCCGCGUUAUGCCGAGUCGGAGGACGAUUUUGAGGAGGACAAGGAAGUCGAUGAGCGUGUCGUCAAGGAUGAGAUCGUGAAGGAUGAUGACGACAUGUACGGCGUCGAAUCCCCUACAAACAAGGACAACGGCAACACCUAUCACGAGGAUGGUGGUGACGACGAGAAUGAGACUGAAUUCAACGACGCUCUCGAAGUCUAG